CUACUGUAUGUUUGCUUAUUUGCGAGUAUGAUAUGCUAUUGCCUUUCAGUAUGUGUGUGCACUGUCCCUGGUUGUCCACUGUGUUUCUUAACCCUUUGCUGUCCAUACAUGGUUCGAGAGGAUCAGUAUCAUGGUGAUUCUGCUCAACUGUGUCACCCUGGGGAUGUACCAGCCCUGUGAGAACAUCGACUGCACUUCAGACCGCUGCCAGAUACUACAGGCGUUUGAUGCGUUCAUCUACAUCUUCUUUGCGUUGGAGAUGGUGGUGAAGAUGGUGGCGCUGGGAAUCUUCGGGAGACGCUGUUACCUUGGCGACACCUGGAACAGACUAGACUUCUUCAUCGUCAUGUCUGGGAUGGUGGAGUACUCAUUGGACCUGCAGAACAUCAACCUCUCAGCCAUCAGGACAGUCAGGGUCCUCAGACCCCUCAAAGCCAUCAACAGAGUACCCAGUAUGCGUAUCCUGGUGAAUCUCCUCCUGGACACUCUGCCCAUGCUGGGAAACGUCCUCCUGCUUUGUUUCUUCGUCUUCUUCAUCUUCGGCAUCAUCGGAGUGCAGCUUUGGGCGGGAUUACUGAGGAACCGAUGCUACCUCGAGAAAAACUUCACCCUUUCGUCAGGUCUGACCCUGCCCGCCCCGUACUACCAGCCGGAGGAGGAUGACGAGCGCCCCUUCAUCUGCUCUCUGGCUCAGGAUAACGGGAUCAUGUCGUGUGGUGACGUCCCGGCCCGGAGGGAGGGGGGAAGGACCUGCUGUCUGGACAGGGAGGAUGCCUACCACCGCCAGUCCCUGGGGCUCAUCCCUGAACCACUAGUCAACGGUUCAGCCAGUGCAGUGGGUCUCUGUAUCAACUGGAACCAGUACUAUACUAGAUGCCAUACUGGACAUAGUAAUCCACACAAGGGGGCGAUCAACUUCGAUAACAUCGUAUACGCCUGGAUUGUUAUCUUCCAGGUGAUCACCCUGGAAGGCUGGGUAGAGAUCAUGUACUAUGUAAUGGAUGCUCACUCCUUCUACAACUUCAUCUACUUCAUCUUCCUCAUCAUCAUUGGCUCGUUCUUCAUGAUCAACCUGUGUCUGGUGGUCAUCGCCACCCAGUUCAGUGAGACCAAGCAGCGGGAGCACCAGCUGAUGCAGGAGCAGCGGGCCCAGUGCCUGUCCUCCUCUACCCUGGCCAGCCUGCAUGAACCGGGGGACUGCUACGAAGAGCUCUUCCAGCUGGUCUGCCACAUGCUGCGCAAGGCCCGCAGGAGAUCUGUAGCCCUGUAUAACCAACUGAGGGGAAGGCCUCUGCCACCACCGCCCACUAGAGGGAGAGGAAGAGGAGGAGGAAGAGGAGGAAGGGAAGGAGGAGGGAGUGCGAACGGAGGGGAACGGCAUCACCUGAGGCAGCCACGACAAUUUCAAUGUCCUCACCAAAGCAAGCUGGACCCAAUCCACAGCUCCCAACCCCUGGGCAACUCCAUCGCCCUGGCCGUCCCUCAGAACACAGAGGACUGCCCUCAGUGCGCUGCGGCACUGUCACUCAGGGAAGGGGCGGGAGCUGUGGGCGACUCGGCCAAUGGGGAAGAGGAGGAGGGGACCGUGGAGGAGACGGACAGGGAGGAGAACCACUUAGAGGAGAAAGCGGAAGAGGGGGAGGGAGUGAAGAGGAAGAGGAGGUCAUGUUUUGGACACUGUAAGGACAUGUGGGAUGAGAUGAGGAAGAAACUUUGGGGCAUCGUGGAGAGCAAAUACUUCAAUAGAGGAAUUAUGAUCGCUAUUCUCAUCAAUACUAUCAGCAUGGGGAUAGAACACCACAACCAGCCGGAGGAGCUGACUAACGUGUUGGAGAUCAGUAACAUUGUGUUCACCAGUAUGUUCACCCUGGAAAUGAUCCUCAAGCUGACCGCCUUUGGCUUCUUCGCCUACCUGAGGAACCCCUACAACAUCUUCGACGGCAUCAUCGUCAUCAUCAGUGUGUGUGAGAUCAUAGGUCAGUCUGAUGGAGGUCUGUCUGUCCUGAGGACCUUCAGACUGUUGAGGGUGAUCAAGCUGGUGCGCUUCAUGCCAGCACUACGCAGACAGCUGGUGGUGCUGAUGAAGACCAUGGACAACGUGGCCACCUUCUGCAUGCUCCUCAUGCUCUUCAUAUUCAUCUUCAGUAUCCUGGGGAUGCAUAUCUUUGGCUGUAAGUUCAGUCUGAAGACAGAGACUGGAGACACUGUUCCUGACAGGAAGAACUUUGACUCUCUACUGUGGGCCAUUGUCACUGUGUUUCAGAUUCUGACUCAGGAAGACUGGAACAUGGUGCUGUAUAAUGGAAUGGCCUCCACCUCUCCCUGUGCUGCUCUCUACUUUGUGGCUCUAAUGACCUUUGGCAACUACGUCCUCUUCAACCUGCUGGUGGCCAUCUUGGUAGAGGGCUUUCAGGCUGAGGGGGAUGCCAACCGGUCGUACUCCGAAGACGACAGGUCCUCAUGUAACUUUGACGAGAACUCUGACAAGCUGAAGGACUCUCUUCAUCUCUCUGACCCUAAGAUCUGCACCCUAACCCCCAACGGUCACCUGGACCUGUCCCCAACGCCCACGGGUCUGUACACGGCCGACAGGCUCACUUUCGCUCUGGGCUCACGCAAAAACAGUGUCAUCUCUCUGGGCAGGGCUAACCUGGAGGGCAGGACUAACCUGGAGGGCAGGGCUCUGUGUCGGGGGAGCAGCUCCCUGUACCACAACUGGGGCCGCCCUGCCUCCCAGACCCAGGCAAUGCGGGGCCGGCGGUCCAGCUGGAACAGCCUGGGUCGCCCCUCCCGAGCCUUGGGCCUGGGAUUGGGGGUAGGAGGAGGGGGUAGCCUGCGCUCCCGUAGCCCCCACGCCACCCACCCAGCCGAGCAGGAGUCCCUCCUCUCCCCCCCUCACCCUCCUCCGCACCUCGCCCACCCUUCUCCCCUCCUGGCCCUAAACUUUGUCCCGCGGCGGGACCGCCGGGCACUUUCCUUGGAGCUGCCGGAGCUCCUCCAGGUCCCAGGGACGCCCCUGGCAUCAAUGCUGCCUUACCCCAGGAAGAAGAGCUUCUCCAGUGGGUUGGUUGGUGGAGGGGCUGGGGGGGAGCACCAGGAUUGCAAUGGGAAGGCCCCAUCGGCCCAGCUCCAGCUUCAACUUCAGCUGCCGCCACAUCCCCAUCCCCAUCCACAGCUACUGACAGAGGUGUUCCCUCAGGUCAACACACGCAAGGACAGAGAGGACCUGGACGAUGACAUCGACUAUAGUCUGUGUUUCCGUAUCCAGAAGAUGAUGGAGGUGUACAGGCCAGAGUGGUGUGAGACCAGAGAGGACUGGUCUGUCUUCCUCUUCUCUCCUCAGAACAGGUUCAGGCGGGUAUGCCAGUCCAUCAUAGCCUACAAGAUGUUUGACUAUGUGGUGCUAGCGUUCAUCUUCUCCAACUGCAUCACCGUGGCUCUGGAGAGACCCAAGAUCAUGCAGGGCAGCCUGGAAAGAGUCUUCCUAACCAUCUCCAACUACGUCUUCACAGCCAUCUUUGUAGCAGAGAUGACGCUCAAGGUGGUGUCUAUGGGCCUGUAUAUAGGGGAACAGGCAUAUCUGAAAAGCAGCUGGAACGUGUUGGACGGCUUCCUGGUCUUUGUGUCGUUGAUUGACAUUGUGGUGUCAAUGGCGGGCGGGGCUAAGAUUCUGGGGGUGCUGAGGGUUCUCCGAUUACUCCGCACACUGCGCCCCCUCAGGGUGAUCAGUCGAGCCCCAGGUCUGAAGCUGGUAGUGGAGACUCUAAUAACAUCUCUGAAACCUAUAGGAAACAUUGUCCUUAUCUGCUGUGCUUUCUUCAUCAUAUUUGGUAUCCUGGGGGUGCAGCUGUUCAAAGGGAAGUUCUUCUACUGCUUUGGCCCCGACGUCAAGAACAUCACCAACAAGUCUGACUGUCUGCAGGCCAACUACAAAUGGGUCCAUCACAAGUACAACUUUGACAACCUGGGACAGGCUCUGAUGUCCCUGUUUGUGCUGGCUUCGAAGGACGGCUGGGUCAACAUCAUGUACCAUGGCCUGGAUGCUGUAGGGGUGGACCAACAGCCAGUGAUCAACAACAGUCCGUGGAUGCUCCUCUACUUCAUCUCCUUCCUCCUCAUUGUCAGUUUCUUCGUUCUCAACAUGUUUGUGGGCGUGGUGGUGGAGAACUUCCACAAGUGCCGUCAGAACCAGGAAGUGGAAGAGGCUAAAAGGAGAGAGGAUAAACGACGGAGACGCAUGGAGAAGAAGAGGCGGGACGCCCAGAAGAUCCCCUACUAUGCCAGCUACAGCCCCCUCCGCCUGUGGAUCCACACUCUGUGUACCACCUACUACCUGGACCUCUUCAUCACCUUCAUCAUCUGUAUCAACGUCAUCACCAUGUCACUGGAACACUACAGCCAGCCACGAUCUCUGGAUCUAGUGUUGAAGUACUGUAACUAUUUCUUCACAUCCACCUUUGUACUGGAGACCCUCCUGAAGCUCACCGCCUUUGGCUUCCGACGCUUCUUUAAAGACAGGUGGAACCAGUUGGAUCUGGCCAUCGUGUUGCUGUCAGUGAUGGGCAUCACUCUGGAGGAGAUUGACUACAGCGCUUCUCUCCCCAUCAACCCUACCAUCAUACGCAUCAUGAGGGUGUUGAGGAUCGCACGAGUUCUGAAGCUGCUGAAGAUGGCUAAAGGAAUGAGAGCUCUGCUGGAUACGGUGGUCCAAGCCCUACCACAGGUGGGGAACCUGGGCCUGCUCUUCAUGCUCCUGUUCUUCAUCUAUGCAGCACUGGGGGUUGAGCUGUUUGGAGAACUGGUGUGUAACGAGGACUACCCAUGUGAGGGGAUGAGCCGCCAUGCUACCUUUGAGAACUUUGGCAUGGCCUUCCUCACUCUGUUCCAGGUCUCCACUGGGGACAACUGGAAUGGGAUCAUGAAGGACACGCUGAGGGAGUGCCCUCCGGACUACGGGCCUGACUACUCCUGCAACCCCAGCCUGCAGUUCAUCUCUCCCAUGUACUUUGUGUCCUUUGUGUUGACGGCCCAGUUCGUCCUGAUCAACGUGGUGGUGGCGGUGUUGAUGAAGCACCUGGACGACUCCAACAAGGAGGCCAAGGAAGAGGCGGAGAUGGACGCUGAGAUUGAGCUGGAGCUGGCCACGGGGGGCCCUAUGCUGCAUGGGGCCGGAGGGAGUCUGUGCAGGAGGGAAGAAAGGUGGAGCAGCAGGGGGAGGUGGAGGGGGAGGUGGGAGAGUUGGAGGAGGAGUGGAGAGAGGGAUGGGAGUCCCAGGCAGUUCCUCCGGGGGGAAUAUGCAUCAUCACGUGGCAACGACGCAUCCAGGAACACUGCAAGAUCUGAACAAUCGUGAUCCCUACUCUCCUGCACAGGAGAGUCAGUGGCUGGACAGUGUGUCUCUGCUGAUUAAGGAUUCAUUUGAAGGAGAGAUGCUGAUGAUUGACAACCUCUCUGGAUCUGUCUUCCAUCACUACUCCUCUACCUCUCCUCCUGUCUGGAAGGACUGUAAGAGCCACCCACAACUAGAGUGGCAAUUUACUGCUGUAUAUGAGCCGUGAAUCUCUCUUUCUGAACCUCUUUGUCUCACUCACCCACAGGCACAUGUUCAUAUAACGGCCCCCUCCCUCACUCCAUUGGAUUUCAAUUGUCUGGUUUAUGUGUCCAUUCUCUCUCUCAGUUCUAGAUAACUUUCUCUCUCUCCUUCACUUUCCCUUUCCCCCUUUUUUUCUCCAUCACUCCUUCCACCUCCGUC
This is a messenger RNA of Salmo salar (Atlantic salmon), 5752 nucleotides long. The record is from RefSeq and is a predicted model, not a curated record. NCBI's taxonomy places the organism in Eukaryota, Metazoa, Chordata, Actinopteri, Salmoniformes, Salmonidae.